UAAAAAUUUAACGGACGACAUUGUAUUGAAACGGAGAACCAUUGUAAAGCACGUAAUGGCGACAGAGGCAAACGCAGUUGAACAUGAAUCCAACGAGUCGGAUGAGGACUGUGAGGUAUACUUUAUUUACUUAAAUAUAAUUUUAGUCCUCAAACCGGUCAAUGAGUACAACAUCGUGGAGAAAAUCAAAGAAGCGAACAAGGUUUUAUUUCAGGAAACGACCGAAGUUAAUGAGAAUGCAGUGAGUGUAGAUGCCAUCGACAUAGCUGGAGAUUCAACAACAGAAACAGAGGCUGGUGUUCCAACGCGCAAAGUGACUUUCGCACCCAAUUUAGAAACUUACGAACCGGAUAAUGCACUCUUGGAAACACUGAAACUUACACGUGAGUUCGAGGAAGCAGUUGCCGAGGCAAAGGAGCUCGAUAGAAAAUUAGCGACUAUUUGUGAAUAUCAAAGCAUUUCCGAAGAAACAAACGCCAACGCCGAAGAAAUAAGUAAUACAGAAGUUGUUCAAGAAGAUAUGACAGAUCAAAAAGUUGCAGAAACUCUGCCUUUAACAGAGACAGCACAAGAAGAUGAUGCAAUUAUGCCGGAGUCAACUGUGGAUGUUGCAAGCGCAAUAGCUGCUGAGUCAACAGUUCAGCCAGAUGUCGAAGACGAUAUUAUGGAAGAGAUUUGUGAGGAAAUCGUAGUAAUGGAUAUGGAAAAUAAGGAAGUAAAAUCAGAUACCAUGAAGAUGCCAGUAGACAACCCGCGGCGCAUGGUAAAAAUGCGUACAUUUGAUUGCGCCGAAGAAGAUCCACCAGAUACAAAAGAAGACGAGCAAGACAAUAAAAGUCUGACCAACCUACUAACUUCGGAUGGUGAAGAAGAGUGCUGCAGUGCUGCCACAUUCGAUAUUAACGACGCCAAUAGCGACCUUGACGUAGACGAUAUUGAAGCGGAUACGAGUACAAACGAAGCCGAACACAAAGCAAAUAUGCAUGCCGACGAAGAACCCAACUCCUCGAGGAACGAUGUGACAAAUACGGAGAGCUAUGACCAGGACGACGAUGACGAUGAUCUCUCAAUUAUAGUAGCCUCUUAUCUUCCCGAUGAUUUCGAUCAGAAGCGAUUGAGUAGUGGUCGCCGCAAACCGAUUAAUAAAUCGCGGCGCUUACUCGCGCCAUUAAGUAAACGCUUUUCUAUCCGCGGUAAGUCACUAGCUCGUAAUGCCAUCGGCACAACAAGCCAUGAUGUAGAUGGAUGUAGCAGUGGCCACAGCGCUACAUAUCGAGCGCGUCGACCUCAUUUACCCCCACCGGAAGUGACCGAUUUAAAAUUGAACUAUCGCACCUGCUGUGAAUAUCGACGUCACUUGUCGCAGCCCGAGAAGCUACCCAAAUACACGGGAUAUCUGUCGGAAUAUGGACUGAGUCGCCAGCAACUCGAGGUGCGCGAAGAGAAUUUGCAACGGCAACAGCGUUUUGUAUUGCAGCAGGCAUUGAAGGCCAACGAUGCGGAGAUGCGCAAAAUGCAGGACAAUGAACGGGCCUUCACCACCUGGUUGCGCAAUAAAAUGCGUUUUCCCAUCAAUAAAACCCGCAACAUGUUCGAUGUGAAGCAUCGCAGUCUAGAUGCUGGAUUUGGCGUUGGCGCUGGCGCUUGUGGCGGCAACAGUGCUGUGCGUAAUGCUAGCGGAAAACGGAAAUGAAAUGACUAGUGAAGUAGUUUAUUUCGAGUAUAAGGGAUCUGCCGUGGAAUAGUGAAUUUAUGUUCAAGUCGAGAAUAUUGAGAGGCAGGAUAGCGAACACAACAAAAUACCUUGAAUUUUGCUUUUGUAUUUGGUUAAUCAUACGUUAAUGUUAUAAUAUCUUUAG
Bactrocera latifrons is the source of this 1859-nucleotide messenger RNA. RefSeq lists its product as uncharacterized. The coding region runs from base 56 to 1693 and encodes 545 amino acids. The transcript is spliced from 2 exons. The record is from RefSeq and is a predicted model, not a curated record. Lineage: Eukaryota; Metazoa; Arthropoda; Insecta; Diptera; Tephritidae.